GCCUGGGUCAUUAUAGUUGAACAUCCAACACCGCCCGCCCGUCUCGCCUUCUCCCUCUCCAACAACAUACUGCACAUCCGCCCCGGCGGCUCCUCCGACCAAAUGCACCACCACUCGCCAUCCUCCGCAGCCUCCUCACGCCGCCGCCAGCGCGCCGAUUCUCGUGCAUAGAACCUCGUUUUUUUGUUUUGUCCCCUUUGUCGGAGCGCCUGCUGCUCCCGGUCAACAGGCGCCAGCCGGGUUCACAGCAGUGAUCCGCCGCCACGAUGGCAUCACCCUUGGGCUCUCGCUCCACCCGAUCUGCCGCACAGUUGCCGACCGACGCACAGCGAUCGAAUGCUGCUCCUGCAAAUUCUCCCCAGCGACGAAGUAGUUGGCGGUCUUUUGUCCCACAGUUACGCCAACAAGCGUCGUCUUCGUCCUCCCGAAACCCGUCCUCGCUUCGCGGCGCUUCUGCCGCCACCGCCCCCUCGUCCUCCUCCUUCUCCUCCUCUUCUGCACGCGCGCAACGAGGCACGGGCGGCGUAGGCGUUGCUUGGCCGCCCUCGGUCACCACGCUUUUGAACCAGAAUCGGCGUCAGAGAACCCCCGAGACACCUGUGAAUCGCACCCUCGCCUACACGUGGGGCAGUGAUAACCUGGACGACGCCUCUCCGGCGAUGCCGCCCAUCUACGGCGGCGACACCACCGAAGACGGCCAAUAUCUCAGCGCCCUUGCCGACGCCGAAUUCUCCUCGCCCUCGGGCUACCCUUCCUUCGUGAAUCCACCGACUGGCGAAGAUCCCCACGCGCGCCAGGCUCCCGGCCAGCCUCACCAGGCCGCCGCCACAUACCCCAGCUCCGCCGCCCCUCCCCGCCGCACUUCCGCCUGCGGCCGUGCCGUGCCCGCCGCCCCUUCACGAUCCACGACCCAACUCACCACGUCAAGCGUGUGCGAGUCUCAAAACACCCUCUUCACCAACGACCCCGGCGACGAGUUGCUCACGUCCCAGAGCACCCAGAGCUCCUUCGCCGACAUGCCCACGUCGGCCAACCUUCGGGGCAUCCUCAACGAGGGCCCCGACCACGCUCGUGCUUCGAAGCGCCGUCGAGUCACCGGUGCGGCUGCCGACAACUCUGCGGAUGUGGACCAUCUGGUUUUGCCAGUACCGUCCGACGACGACGAUCUCUUUGGAGAGAACGAAAAUCCACCCCCCGACGGCGACGAUCUCGCGACGAUCGACCUGACCGAGGCCAACGAGGUGCCCGAGGACUUGAAGAAGCCAGAAUUGGACAACCGCAUCAAGCUGUCGGCCUUUCAGUGCGUCAUUUGCAUGGACGAUGUCACCACCCUAACUGUCACGCAUUGCGGUCAGCAUUCCCCUCCCCUUCUCACCGCGGACCGCCGGCCCGCUAACUCGUGUCGUCAAAAAGGCCACUUGUUUUGCCAGCAAUGCCUGCACUCCUCGCUCCACGUGGACACCACGCGCGGCAAGUGUCCCAUGUGCCGGGCGAAAAUUGACAUGAAGCCCCGGCCCACGUACAGCUCCAAGACGAAGGGCUUCUGGCCGCUGGAGCUGAAGCUCAUGACGAAGACGAAGCAGGGCAAGCGCAAGGUCGGUGAGAUGACCUGAUUCACGCAGCGGAAGAAGACUACGCGCUUGAAUGUGGAGGUGCUUCGAGGUGACGAGAAGGGGAACGGGAGGGGGAAGCUGAGUGUUGAAACUGUAGAGUGGGUGGACUGGACGGGUGCAUCAUAGCGGCGGGCGUUCUCUUCCUCUUGAUUCAUGCAUGGCAUGGGACGCAUAUAGAUGCGGCGUUUACAAACUCUGCGGACCGCUUGUAACAAACACUUGAAGGUCUUAUUCCAAGGCCAGAAAAGAGUCUAUACCACG
This is a messenger RNA of Purpureocillium takamizusanense, 1874 nucleotides long. RefSeq lists its product as uncharacterized. Bases 267 to 1613 code for a protein of 448 amino acids. The transcript has a single exon. Gene Ontology annotation, biological process: ubiquitin-dependent protein catabolic process. NCBI's taxonomy places the organism in Eukaryota, Fungi, Ascomycota, Sordariomycetes, Hypocreales, Ophiocordycipitaceae. The record is from RefSeq and is a predicted model, not a curated record. Gene Ontology annotation, molecular function: ubiquitin protein ligase activity. Gene Ontology annotation, cellular component: endoplasmic reticulum.